This is a messenger RNA of Cornus florida, 1204 nucleotides long. RefSeq names its product ferritin-like catalase Nec2. Lineage: Eukaryota; Viridiplantae; Streptophyta; Magnoliopsida; Cornales; Cornaceae. The transcript has 3 exons. The record is from RefSeq and is a predicted model, not a curated record. The coding region runs from base 67 to 1011 and encodes 314 amino acids.
AUAUAGUACCAAGUCUGUCAUGCAUUGUAUAACAAUCUGACCAUCUCUCUACACACACGCACAAGAAUGGCUACUCUUCUAGUGUCCACAUCCUCCUUAGUCAUGUUCAUGAUCUUGGUGAGCAAUUUCAUGAUCGAUGUCUGUUCGUCUAAACCUUCUUGCCAGCCAACCUACCCACCAAAUGCAAUUCCAAUAGCUGAUGAAGAUGUGGACUUGUUGCAGUUUGCUGAGAAUCUUGAGCACUUAGAAGUAGACUACUUCUUGUUUGGAGCACUCGGAUAUGGGCUUGAUGUGGUUGCUCCGCAGCUAGUCUGGGGCGGUCCGCCUCCCAUCGGGGCCAAGAAAGCUAACCUUGAUUUCCUAACGCGGAACAUCAUCACAGAAUUCGGAUAUCAAGAAGUUGGUCAUCUCAGGGCCCUUAAAUCAACAGUUGGUGGGUUUCCAAGGCCUCUGAUGGAUCUUAGCGCUAAAAACUUCGCAAAACUGUUUGAUGAUGCAUUCGGAUACAAACUCGUCCCUCCUUUCGACCCGUAUCGGGACAGCCUGAGUUACAUGUUAAGUUCUUAUGUGAUUCCAUACAUGGGACUUGUAGCUUAUGUUGGGGCAAAUCCAUCUCUCAAUGGCUACAAAUCAAAGAGGCUCUUGGCAGGACUGUUGGGUGUUGAAUCAGGCCAAGAUGCUGUUAUACGAAUGUAUCUGUACGAGCGAGCUAAAGAAACAGUGAAGCCAUACAACAAGACGGUAGCGGAGUUUACAAUCCGCAUUUCGGAGCUGAGGAACAAACUGGCAAUGUGUGGCAUCAAAGAUGAAGGAAUCAUAGUCCCACUUGAGCUCGGGGCAGAGAACCGAACCACAAGCAAUGUUUUGUCAGCCAACACUGACUCCCUCUCUUACAGCAGGAUGCCAGGAGAGGUAUUGAGGGUCGUGUAUGGCUCCGGCAAAGAGAGUGUGCCCGGUGGAUUCUAUCCCCGGGGAGGAAAUGGGAAGAUUGCUAGAGGAUUUCUGAAGUAGGCAUAGCCAAAAAUGCUAGCUCAUGCAUGCAUGCAUGGUGUUGCCAUUUUAUUUUAUGCUUCAUGAAUAAUAAAGUCCUAUUUUCAUCAUGUAAUAAUGUUAUGAUCAAAGUACCUUUUGUUUUGAAAUGGACAUUUCAUAUAAAUAAAGUGUUUUUCAUGAUCACCACGAUGAUGAAUUUUUUCGGUGACCA